Messenger RNA from Salvelinus namaycush (lake trout), 784 nucleotides. RefSeq names its product beta-1,3-N-acetylglucosaminyltransferase lunatic fringe-like. Bases 176 to 784 code for a protein of 202 amino acids. Gene Ontology annotation, cellular component: membrane. Gene Ontology annotation, biological process: regulation of Notch signaling pathway. Gene Ontology annotation, molecular function: O-fucosylpeptide 3-beta-N-acetylglucosaminyltransferase activity. The transcript is spliced from 3 exons. The record is from RefSeq and is a predicted model, not a curated record. Lineage: Eukaryota; Metazoa; Chordata; Actinopteri; Salmoniformes; Salmonidae.
AGAGACAGAGUGAGAGAGUGAGAGAAGCAAACCAGGAUGAACAGCCAGAUGUCUCCCUAGUCUGUGAGUUUUGUCGCAGUGGAAUAGACGUGCACUUUUAUUGUCAAUGCUUGUACUGCUCGCCAUUGUAUGGGAUUAUAAACGGUCUAUUUUAGAUUUGUAAACGUGUAGCAAGAUGUCAAAAGGCGUCUGGAGGAAGCGCGCCCUCUCCACGACUGGAGAAGCCUUGUUCACCUGCCUCGUGAUGAUGUUUCUUCUCGUCGCCGUUCUCAAACACCGGGGGACUCUCGUGGAGGAAGGUUCCACCGGGAGAGAGUUCGGGACUCGCUCCCUGCAAAGUUUAAACAGCAUGAAUAAUAAUGACAAAACUGUUAACCAAGCUCCAGCCGAGGAUCGGGUCGGGGAGAAAUGUCAGGCUACCCAGGUCAAGGGUUUCUCAGCGUACUUCAGUGAGUUGAGUCGGGGGAAGCGGGCGGUGGAGCACAGAGCGGUGAAGGCUAGUGAUCCUACACCGGUGGAGGAGCUCAGUCCGGCGGAUGUGUUCAUAGCGGUGAAAACCACCAAGAAAUACCACCACACCAGGCUGGACCUACUGCUGGACACGUGGAUCUCUACAAACAUGCUACAGACGUACGUAUUCACCGACGGAGAGGAUGACAGGCUGAGGAAGAGGAUGGGGAGUCACAUGAUCAAUACUAACUGUUCAGCGGCCCACAGUCGCCAGGCUCUGUCCUGUAAAAUGGCCGUUGAAUACGACACCUUCAUCAGCUCUGGCAAGAAGUAA